Molecule: messenger RNA, 617 nt
Organism: Dendroctonus ponderosae (mountain pine beetle)
Lineage: Eukaryota; Metazoa; Arthropoda; Insecta; Coleoptera; Curculionidae
Product: 40S ribosomal protein S20-like
Exons: 2
Coding region: 132-494 (120 amino acids)
Biological process (GO): translation
Cellular component (GO): cytosolic small ribosomal subunit; ribosome
Molecular function (GO): structural constituent of ribosome
Source: RefSeq, a predicted model, not a curated record
AAAAACUGAAGCGGAAGUUAACCUAUAACUUGAAAGCGUGUGACGCGUUCUUGUCUCUUCAACGCUUAACGCGAGAACAUCAGAAUAAUUUCUGGUUCAGCGCUGAUUACUUACCUCGACCAGAAAGCAAAAUGGCCACCAAGGAAGUCAACCCGGAAAAGCCCGGACAGGAGACGGCCCCCAUUCACCGCAUCAGGAUCACUCUGACGUCGCGCAAUGUGAAAUCCUUGGAGAAGGUUUGCAACGAUCUGACCGAUGCUGCAAAGAAGCAGAAACUGCGUGUCAAGGGGCCGGUGCGAAUGCCCAACAAAAUCCUUCGCAUCACCACCCGCAAGACGCCAUGUGGUGAGGGCUCCAAGACUUGGGACCGCUUCCAAAUGCGGAUCCAUAAGCGCGUGAUCGAUCUGCAUUCCUCCUCUGAAAUCGUUAAGCAAAUCACGUCGAUCAACCUGGAACCGGGAGUAGAAGUUGAAGUUACGAUUGCCGAUGCGUAAGUUUCUGAUGAACAACAGCUUGCUGUUUACUUAAAACUUAAUCCUCGGUUGUUAAAAUACUAAGGCUCAGUCUUAGCUAUUUCCACAUCUGAGCGUUAAAGUAAUAAAUAAUUUUUCUGGGUA